AUGUCCUCCUUCGAGCAGUUCCCCGGGGCGCAGGAAUUCCGCGCCACCGUGGAAGAUGACGGACUCGACGCCGACUACAGCAUGAUCGGCGAGUACCCGGAGGAAGUCGACUAUUAUGUCCUGCUGGGCCUUUCGCGCACACCACCCCCAACAGACGCCGAGAUCCGGUCCGCAUACCGCAACCUGACCCUCAGCUUCCACCCGGACAAACAACCGACGCAUCUCCGCCAUGCGGCUGAGACCCAGUUCAGACAAAUCCAGGAGGCGUAUGAGACGCUCAUUGAUCCCAAUAAGCGCACUGUAUAUGAUAUAGCCGGUGUGGAGGGUGUUCGGAAAGAAUGGAGCCCGUCUGGGGCCAUGGGGACUAGUGGAGAGGCGCACAAGCAGGAUGUUGGUGUUAGGGCGAUGUCGCCGGAUCAGUUUCGUCGCUGGUUCUUGAAAACUAUGAAAAAACGUGAGCGGAAGGCUGUAGAGAGCUUGGUCUCCAGCAAGGGCGGUAUUACUUUGGGAGUCAAUGCAUCGUCUAUGAUCUCAGUCGACGAGGAUGAAGAUGUCCAGUUCCAUAUUCCUUCGCCGCAAGUGAGCACAUAUGGUCUUUCGUAUAAUUUCAAGACGCCGGUAUCAUUACCCCAGAUUUGGAGCACGUCGGAUAACGAAGAAGAAUCCGAUGGCACGGAAAGCAGUCCAGGAGAAGAUGCGGAGGAAAAUGAACAAGAGGACAUGCAAGUGACCUUGAAUGCGGGCAUAACUGGAGGCUUGGCUCGCCCGGUGAAGACAGUGUUAGUAGAGUACGAGGAUGGGACGGAAGGGGAGGAAAAGUAUACAAUGCCACCAAUCCUGGCAGCACAGAAUAUCCAAUUUGGCGCCUCUGUGACUCCCAACUUCAGAAACAUGGUCGGAACUAAGGGAAUCUGGGCUAAACGCCCUUUCUCUUUCCUUACUGACUCUCAAAUCACCUUUGACGCCCUCAUUCUCCCUAAUCCAACCUUGAAAGCGAAUAUCUCUCGAGCCUUCCAGCCCGUCCCCGGCACCAAACCGUUCCAGGUUAGCGUGACGAGUAUACACACACGUUCCUUAGGGGAAACACCACCUUCCUUUGAAGUUCAAAUCUCGAGAGAGGUGGCUAAGAGGAAGAUCGGUGUUCUCACAUGGUCUAGUGGCGCCGUUGAGUGGCCGGAAUUCCUUCUCAACUUCUUCCCAUCAAUCGGAAUGGGAGUACAGAGCGCCAUGACAUCUGCAACCGAAGUGAGCAACCUGCAACUGGGUUUAAUUUCGCUUCCUGAUCAGGGGCAAGGUACAGUGGAUUUCGAUGAUGACGAUGAAGAAAGUGGCGAAUUAGAUGAGGACGUGCAGAAUCUUCUCAAGAAGAAACGCAAGAUUAACCAGUCUGCCGAGGCAUGGCAGACCCAUCUCCAGGUCACUCCUGGGGGUGGUGCAUUUGUCUUGAACUAUUCACGGAAUCUCUUCUCCGGGAAACCCGCUGAUGAUCCCGUGAAGACUGAAUGGAGCUCUGAGGGAUACUUCCCGAUGCCGGCCAUGGACCAGGCGCGUGCCAUCCGACUCGAGAUCGCUAGUGUUAUUGGACUCGACAUGUCUCUCAACUGGACCAUCAAGGGCGUACGUCGAGUUGGCGAGUACACCCGCGUUGGUCUCGGCAUUGGCAUCGCAGACAAGGGUAUCAUGAUGACAGUCUCAUGGAGCCGACUUGGUCAAAACAUUAAUAUUCCGAUCAAUGUCUGCCCGGCCAAUGAGGCAACAAGCGGUGCUGCAGCACUGACUGCUAUCUUCCCUUGGCUAGCUUACUGCGCGAUUGAAUUCGGCUAUAUCCGACCGCGCGAUAAGAAGAAGCGUCGACAGGCAGCCGCCCGCCGCCACCGCGAGCUAAAGAAGCUUAUUCCCAAGAAGCGCGAGGAGAGUCUUCAGGCCAUUGAGCUCAUGACGGAUCAGGUGCAAAGGCGCCAAGCGCGAGAGGAAACACAAGAUGGCCUUGUCAUCGUGAAAGCCGAGUAUGGAUAUAUUCCACCAACAAACAAGAAACCCAAGAAUGGGUUCACGGAGCCACGGGUGAUUGAUGUUACUAUUCCUGUUGCUGCGCUGGUUAACCGGGGCCAACUGGUGAUCUCUGGUAAAUCCAUCAAGGUAAGUUAA
This is a messenger RNA of Penicillium paradoxum, 2148 nucleotides long. RefSeq names its product J domain-containing protein. Gene Ontology annotation, biological process: cristae formation. The transcript has 3 exons. The coding region runs from base 1 to 2148 and encodes 715 amino acids. Lineage: Eukaryota; Fungi; Ascomycota; Eurotiomycetes; Eurotiales; Aspergillaceae. The record is from RefSeq and is a predicted model, not a curated record.